CCAUCACAGUAUCGCAUUCCUUCCUCUUUCACUUGCUGUAUAGAAAGAAAGCUCUCUCUCUUUUCUCUCUGCUACAUCAUUUUGGAAUCUUAUUCUUCUUCUUCUUCUUCCAUAAUUAAGCUCAAACAAAAGAUUGUCAUGGCUACCGGAGAGGAGAAACCGCUGAUGGUCGUCGGUCUGGACGAAAGCGAGCAGAGCACCUACGCUUUGGAGUGGACGCUUGAUCGUUUCUUCGCUCCUUAUGCUCCGAAUUUUCCGUUCAAGCUCUUAAUCAUCCACGCCAAACUUAACGCCGUCUCUGCCGUUGGUUUCGCUGGUCCCGGAAUUGCGGAGGUUGUGCCUCAUGUUGAUGCAGAUUUGAAGCAUACCGCUGCUAAGGUUGUCGACAAGGCCAAAGGAAUCUGUGAGAGCAAAUCGGUUCAUGACGCGACUAUGGAAGUUUUCGAAGGCGAUGCGAGGAAUAUCCUGUGCGAGGCUGUGGAUAAACACCAUGCUUCUCUUCUUGUUGUGGGAAACCAUGGUCAUGGAGCUAUCAAGAGGGCGGUUAUGGGGAGCGUGAGCGACUACUGUGCUCACCAUGCGCAUUGCUCCGUGAUGAUCGUGAAGAAGCCUAAGAUCAAGGUCUGAUGAUCACCCAACAGCCAAAAUAAAGUGUAUCUGCAUAGUCAAAUCAAAAUUGUGCCAAAGAGUGAAAUAAUGUUUACCUUGAUGUGAAAUGAUUCAAGACAAUCUUUGUGUGUGGUUGUUUAUCACAUAUACUCUUUUAAUAGCAGAGUAUUCGCUAUUCCUGAACUAAAUUAUAUGAUGAACUAUAACAUUUCAACAUCA
Molecule: messenger RNA, 828 nt
Organism: Raphanus sativus (radish)
Lineage: Eukaryota; Viridiplantae; Streptophyta; Magnoliopsida; Brassicales; Brassicaceae
Product: universal stress protein PHOS34
Exons: 3
Coding region: 139-627 (162 amino acids)
Source: RefSeq, a predicted model, not a curated record